AUGGCUCCCAGGAAUGCAGGAUGGGCAAGAAAAGUUCAAGAGUUAGAAGAAAAGAAUGCUAAGCUACAAGAUUCAUACAAUGUAUUAUUAGCAAGGCUAGAGACAAUUGAAUCCAAUCAGAGAAGAGAAAUAAAUGAUGAUGAAGAUACUGAAGAAGAAGAAGAACAGAAUAAUGAAGAAGAGGAACAACAGGUUGAUCCUGAAGAGAAAAGGACACUUAGGAUCCUGAAAGCUAUGAAAGGAGAUAGCUACAAGGUAAGGAAAGACAUUCCAAUUUAUGAUGGAAGUCUAAAAGAAGAGGACCUACUGGACUGGAUUGCAUCUAUGGAUGCUUAUUUUGAAAGUGAUGAUAUACCUGAGGGACAAAGGGUCAAGUUGGCAAAGACCAAAUUGAAGGGACAUGCACUCCUAUGGUGGGAUCAUGAGGAGGCUGAAAGAAGAAAAAGAGGUAAGACUAAAAUCACUUCUUGGGAUAGAAUGGUUUCAAAAAUGAAAAGUAAUUUCCUUCCUAAAGAUUUUGAAGUUCAAAUGCAUAAGAAGAUGCAGGGCUUAAAACAAAAAGACUUGGAUGUAAAGGCAUACACGGAUGAGUUCUACAAACUAAGCAUGAGAUCAGGUUUGGAUGAAGAAGAAGUUGUCAAGGUUGCAAGGUAUUUAGGAGGUUUGAAGUUUGCCAUUCAAGAUGAGUUUACUGCUGCAAAUCCCAAGAGUGUGAAAGAGUGUUAUCAGAUUGCUUUAAGGAUAGAGGAGAAAUUAAAAAGGAGAAGUGAAAGACACGAUGCAAGGGGAGGAUCUUCCAUGAGAGGAAGAGGAAGAACAACCCAGGUAUGGGAAGAAAAAGAUAAAGAUAAAGGUACAAAUUCUGAUUCAAGAGGAGGACAAAAUCAGAGAGGUGGUAGGAGUGGACAAGGAAGAGGAAGUGGUUUGUUUACCGGCACAUGCUUCACAUGUGGAAAGGUGGGGCAUCAAUCCUAUAAAUGUCCUGACAAAGAGAAGAGGGUACAACUAAUUCAAGGAGAAAAUGAAGAAGAAGAGGAGGUAAGGAAGAUUGGUAAUGCAGGCCCUGAGACAGGAGACUUCUUAAUGUUUAGGAGAGGCAAGGAAUGGACACCACAAGUAAGUAUUUUUAGGACAAAUUGUUUGAUACAAGGUGAAGUUUAUAAUUUGGUCAUAGAUUCAGGUACUUGCAGCAAUUUAAUUUCAUGGGAUGUUAUUAAUGCAUUGAAGUUACCCAUUCAACACCAUCCUAGGCCAUACUAUGCUACAUGGGUGGAGGACAAUCAAAAUUUUCUUGUGCAUUAUCAGACCAUGGUAAACUUUUCAAUAGGUGAAUAUACUGAUCAAAUGUUAUGUGAUGUUGUCAAUAUGAAUUGUGCACAUGUCAUCUUAGGCAGAUCUUGGCAAGUGUCUAGGAAAUUGAUGCAUGACUGUUAUACAAAUGUUUAUACCUUGUGGAAGAAUGGAAAAAGGAUUAAUCUAACACCAUUGCCUUGUAAAGGACACGAGUCUCUUCUCAUAGGGAGCAUCAAGGAACUUGAUUCUGGUCAAACAAAAGGUGGAGUAAAGAUAAGACAACAACCAAUGGUGAAGAAUGCAGUCCAACAAAUUCAGAAUUCUCUGCCAGAGAUGGGGACAAAAUUUCAAGGUGGUGAAGGAGUGUGGGUUGGUCAGCUAUAUUGUCCUAUUAAAGGACCUGAAAAGAACAAUAAUAUCAGAGUACAAUAG
Messenger RNA from Cryptomeria japonica (Japanese cedar), 1725 nucleotides. RefSeq lists its product as uncharacterized. The coding region runs from base 1 to 1725 and encodes 574 amino acids. The record is from RefSeq and is a predicted model, not a curated record. Gene Ontology annotation, molecular function: zinc ion binding; nucleic acid binding. Lineage: Eukaryota; Viridiplantae; Streptophyta; Pinopsida; Cupressales; Cupressaceae. The transcript has a single exon.